Molecule: messenger RNA, 2497 nt
Organism: Papaver somniferum (opium poppy)
Lineage: Eukaryota; Viridiplantae; Streptophyta; Magnoliopsida; Ranunculales; Papaveraceae
Product: ABC transporter G family member 9-like
Exons: 7
Coding region: 438-2330 (630 amino acids)
Cellular component (GO): membrane
Molecular function (GO): ATP hydrolysis activity; ABC-type transporter activity; ATP binding
Source: RefSeq, a predicted model, not a curated record
AGAGAUUAUGCACCACGGAUCCUGCAGAUUUCCUUCUUCUUCCUUUUUUUUGCCUCGUGGCCAGACGGUGUCUAUGCGUUCAUUUGGAUGCUUUUACUGCAGAACGAAGAUCGGUCGACGAUGAAAAAUGGUCAGAAGGGUUACCAGUUCAGCCAAUGGCCACAAACUGGGACUAACAGCUUUUAGUGUUGCUCAGAAGGGAUCCUAAAGAAAGGAAGCAUGAAUCCUCAACCUUAACCAUUCGGGGCAGUUUUCAAGGUGCAGAACUGGCUAGCUACAUAUAUCAGUGGGCGGGUCUCAUUCCACCUCUCCUCAUACGUGGGGCAUUCUGUUGGUGACUUGAUUUAUUGCAUCUCCAUUCUUCAGUCAGCAAUAAAAUAUGCAGUAUCUUUACUACGGACAUUCUCUCUAGCCAAUGGAAUAUCGGGCAUACAAAAAUGGAGAUAAAACAGUUGAAGGAUCAAACAGAGUUUGAUGAGCAAGAAGUAACGUCCUUUGACAAGAAACAAACUUUUCCUGUUACAUUGAAGUUUGACAACGUUGUGUACAAGAUUAAAACCAAGAACCAAGGAUUCUGCAAUCGCACAUGGAUAAACAAAUCGAAACUUGAAGAGAAAAUUAUAUUGAAGGGAGUAACAGGUGAAGUAGCACCAGGGGAGAUGCUAGCAAUGUUAGGCCCCUCUGGUAGUGGCAAAACAACCCUUCUAAAUGCUUUGGGACGCCGACUUGGUGGAGACCUAAGCGGAAGCAUCACAUAUAAUGGGAGGCCUUUCUCCAAUGCUAUGAACCGGAGAACCGGUUUCGUUACUCAAGAUGAUAAAUUCCAUCCGCACCUUACAGUGACCGAAACACUCAUAUUUACUGCUCUUUUGCGAUUGCCACAAUCUUUCACUCUAGAAGAGAAGAUUAGGCAGGCCAAGGAAGUGAUAUUUCAACUUGGAUUAACCAAGUGUAAGAACAACAUCAUCGGUGGAGCAUUUAUUAGAGGUGUUUCAGGUGGAGAAAGGAAGAGGGUUAGUAUAGGACAAGAAAUGCUGAUCAACCCGAGCCUAUUGUUUCUCGAUGAACCCACUUCUGGUCUUGAUUCGAGGUCAGCUCAGCAAGUCGUUUCUAUUUUGUUGGAGCUAGCGAGGGGAGGAAGAACUGUUUUAAUGUCGAUUCACCAACCUUCUAUGAAUAUAUUUUACAUGUUUCAUAAGAUUUUACUGUUAUCAGAUGGUAAUCCGAUAUACUUCGGGAAGACAGAAAAGUCCAUGGAGUAUUUUUCCAACAUUGGCUACUCCAUAUCUAAUGCUAAUACUAAUCCGGCAGAUUUCCUUUUGGAUCUUGCUGAAGGUGUUUGUCUAGGUGGUUCGGACAGUGAAAAAGGGAUAAUGGAGAUUAAGCAAGAACUUGUCUCUGCUUAUAAGACCAAUCUGUUGGACAGAAUAAAAGAAGAACUUCUGGAAACGGGGAACCUUCAAUUAACUCAAUUUGAAGAACAAAUGGAUGAAAAACAGUUCGGUCAAUGGAACACAUCUUGGAUACAACAGUUUUUGGUAUUGCUCAAAAGAGAUCUCAAAGAGAGGAAGCAUGAAUCUUUUUCCAGCCUAAAUGUCGGUCAGAUAUUGGUUUUUUCAUGUAUAUGUGGACUGCUCUGGUGGCAAUCAAGUUCUACCCAUUUACAAGAUCAGAUGGGGUUCUUAUUCUUUUAUUCACUGUUCUGGAGUGUUCGACCAUUUUACAACUCAAUGCCUACUUUCCCUGAAGAGAGAAUGAUGCUUGCUAAGGAGCGCUCAUCAAGCAUGUACAGACUUUCUUCCUACUUCAUUGCAAAAACAGUUGCUGACCUUCCGAUGGAACUUGUUCUUCCCACAGUUUUUGUCAUAAUAACGUACUGGAUGGGAGGGUUAAAACCAACAGCGGAGCAUUUCUUCAAGACAUUGUUUGUUAUUCUGUAUAGCGCACUGGUUUCUCAAGGCGUUGGGCUAGCACUCGGUGCUGUUGUCAUGAAUAUCAGGGCUGCUUUAAAAUUUGGUUCAGUCAUAGUUGAGACAUUCUUUUUAGCCAGUGGGUUUUACGUGCAAAAUGUCCCAAAAUUCAUAUCAUGGUGUAAGUACAUUUCUCCUACUUAUUUCACUUACAAGCUCUUAUUAGCUUCCCAGUACAAGGCUGACGAUCUGUAUCAGUGCGGCCCAAAUAAUGUGACAUGUAAAAUUGGGAGUUACCCUGCUAUAGAGAAAAUUGGACUUGGGAAUGAAGCUAUAUCUAUCAUUGCGCUUACUGUAAUGCUUGUAGGUUACAGAGUCAUUGCUUAUCUUGCCCUAAUGAGAAUUGGAGUCGCCCGUUAAAAGAUCCUUUUACAAGUUUUUUUUUGUUGUUUUUAUUAAAUAUGCUUUUGGUUUUUCUGCUUAGAUCCUUUUACAAGUUAUUCUCAAGCUUCAAACAUGCUUUAAGAGUUGAAUCGAACUUGAGAAGAGUAUUGACUUACUAUCGGUGUACCCAAUUGUUGCAUAUA